UUCCAUUUUCUUGUUUUAGCCUGAGAGCUUGCUUCAAUUGUUAAAAAAAGAAAAUGUUGGGCAUAAGUGGUGUGUGUUCCAGAAUCAUUGGGGAGUUGGUGCAAGUGUUAGGAGUUUCGAGAUCAAACUCGACUCACAUUGCUCCGAAUUCUACUUGUAAACCAGCGAAUGAACGUCAGAUUGAUGAGUUGAUGCUGCGGGCACUUACUGCAGUUUUCGGAAUGGAGGACAAUGGGAAGAUAAAGAAAGAAAAAGCAAGGCGGGUUGUGGAGAAACUUGGGUUGAUAUAUGGAGAAGAAGAGAAGUCAAGUUUCGACCUGCCUGGUGAAGAAGAAGUGCCGGUAGAAGAGGCACUUGGAGAACUGGAAGAUGAGAAAAAGCGCAAUGAAUUACUACGUGAAGCGUUUAAGAUAUUUGAUGAAGAUGGCAAUGGUUAUAUAGAAGCAACAGAGUUGAAGAGGGUGCUGGAAUGUCUCGGAUUGGAUAAAGGAUGGAAUAUUUCUGAAAUCGAAAAGAUGUUGAAGGUUGUGGAUUUGAAUCUUGACGGAAAGGUUGAUUUUGGCGAGUUCGAAUUAAUGAUGGGCUGAAAUCUUUGUUCUAAAUCACACGCCUAAUUGUAUAUUCAUCAUUCUUUCUUUCAAUUAAUUUUGUCAGAAAUAAAAUUUCACAGCAAGUUCUUCACAAUAAUGUCUUCUUUCUUAUAGAGUUGAUCAAAACUUGCCCAUCCAAAGCAGGCUAGCUCCCCUGUCUCAGACUUAUUUCAGAAGUGAUGGAUCUCAUCUUAAUU
Molecule: messenger RNA, 787 nt
Organism: Pistacia vera
Lineage: Eukaryota; Viridiplantae; Streptophyta; Magnoliopsida; Sapindales; Anacardiaceae
Product: calmodulin-like protein 2
Exons: 1
Coding region: 54-587 (177 amino acids)
Molecular function (GO): calcium ion binding
Source: RefSeq, a predicted model, not a curated record